CGGCGCCGCCCCUUCCUCCGCCCGCGCCCCGGGGCCUGCGGACCGGCCCGGAGCUUCGGCGGCUGCUCGGAGCGGGGCGGGGGGGUAGCCCGCAGCCCCGGGAGCGCCCGAUCGGCCCCGGGGGGAGGGGGACGGCGCGGCGCGGCAGGGAGGAGCAGGAGGGGGAUGUGUCCGACCCCCGGCCGGGCCCGGCUCUGACCCUGACGCGCUCGGCUCGGGUUUCAGACCCUCCCCCAGACUAGGGCCCUCGGCGUUGGCGGGAUCCGGGUGCCCCCGGAGCCCCCACCAUGUCCAAGAUGCCGGCCAAGAAGAAGAGCUGCUUCCAGAUCACCAGUGUUACCACGGCGCAGGUGGCGAGCAGCAUCACCGAGGACACGGAGAGCCUGGACGACCCGGACGAGUCCCACACCGAGGACGUCUCGUCCGAGAUCUUCGACGUCUCCCGAGCCACGGAUUACGGCCCGGAGGAGGUGUGCGAGCGCAGCUCGUCGGAAGAGACCCUCAACAACGUGGGCGACGCCGAGACCCCCGGCACCGUGUCGCCCAACCUCCUUCUGGACGGGCAGUUGGCCGCGGCGGCGGCGGGGGGGGCCCCCUCCAACGGGGGCGGGGCUGUUAACCCCCGGAACGCAGCCGCCCCCCCGGCCCCCCAUGCGUCCGCCUCGGCCGCGGGGCUGGUCAGCGGGGCUGCGGCCCAGACAACCGCCACCUGUGGUUCCCGCUUUCGGGUCAUCAAGCUGGACCACGGCUCGGGGGAGCCGUACAGACGCGGGCGAUGGACGUGUAUGGAGUACUAUGACCGCGACUCGGACAGCGCCGUGCUCUCCAGGAGCGGGGACUGCAUUCGGCACAGCACCACCUUCGAGCCCAGCGCGGACAGGGACAGCGGCCUGGGCGCCACUGGCGGCUCCGUGGUGGUGGUCUCGGCCGUGCCGGCCACGCAGGGCUCCGACCCUGGCGGCGACGGCUCUUCCACCGCCGUGUCCGAGAAGGCGCACCCCCCGCCCGCGCCCCCGUCGCAGCAUUUCGUUGUGGGGCAGCAGCAGCCGCCGCCGCCCGUAGGUGGGGCUGUGCCCCCGAGCCCGGCCCAGCAGCUCUACUCCGGCCCGGCCGCCGUGGGGGCCCCGCAGCAGAGCCCGUCCCCUGGGACUGCUCCCGCCGCCGUGUCGGUGGGACACAACGGCAAAGGCCCGCAGCAGGUGCAGCCCGCCGGGGCGCCGGGGACCCCGCCUCAGCCGUUUGCCGCCUAUCCUCCGCCUCCCGUGGCCGCCGGGCAUCUGCUACCAGCCCAGCCUUCUGGCCAGACCGACUACAUGCAGCAGCACAUGGCGGCGAUUCAGUCCCAGGGAACUGUUCAGCCCGCUAGCACGGCCUCCGUGAGCGGCGCCGGGACGGCCAGUCUUCCUGGGGUCCAGGGCAGCGGCCAGAACCCCCCCUCGGCGGGAGCGCACUUGGUGGGAGGACCCACCCAGGCUGCAGAAGCCAGCGUCCCGGCUGCCGUCCCGCAGCCCGGGGCCGGGGCGCCCUCCAAAUCCGUGACUCAGCUUCCAGUGGGCGGCGGCAGCCAAGGGGCGGCGGUGCCUAGUGGCCAGGUCGCCAUGGUCCCUGGAGGGGCGAGCGUGCCCGCGGCCGUGCCGGGUCCCACCGUGCCUAGUGUGUCUACUACUUCUGUUACUAUGCCAAAUGUCCCUGUUACUCUAGUCCAGUCCCAGCUGAGCGGCGGCAGAAGUUCCAGCGGACUUCCCUUAAUGCCAGGCACGUCCAGUGUUCCAGCAAGUCUGCCACAGGCCAAUCUAAGCCAGUUUCAGACUCAGACACAACCUUUAGCCGGACAGGUUGAUGAGACUAGAAGGAAAUCAGAACCCCUACCUCAACCACCACUUUCUCUCAUUGCUGAAAAUAAACCUCUGGUGAAGCCUCCCAUUCAGGAUGCCCUUGCAAACCCCCUUUUGCCCGCAACGACUCCUAUGAACAGUCUGGCCAGCUCUGUCUUCGGAAUUUCCAUUCCUGUCGAUGGCGAUGAAGAUAGGAAUCCUUCAACUGCUUUCUACCAAGCGUUCCAUUUGAACAAGUUACAGGAAUCAAAGACCCUCUGGGAUAGUGCAUCUGGGGCAAGUGUUGUAGCCAUCGACAACAAAAUAGAGCAGGCUAUGGAUCUGGUGAAAAGCCAUUUGAUGUAUGCAGUAAGAGAAGAGGUGGAAGUUCUGAAGGAACAAAUAAAAGAAUUAGUCGAAAGAAACUCUUUACUUGAACGAGAGAAUGCACUGUUAAAAUCUCUUUCAAACAAUGAUCAAUUAUCCCAACUCUCAACCCAACAGGCCAAUCCUAGUAGCACUUCUCAACAGCAGACAGUGAUAGCACAGCCUCCGCAGCCAACGCAACCUCCUCAGCAGCCGAAUGUGUCCUCAGCGUAAAGCUUUCUUGCCUCAUUAAGACAAACCUGAAAGCAGUCUGUCCUCGUGUGCCACUGGUGUUCUCUCCACUUUAUAUGAAAGCAAGUAGCCACGUGUGUGUUUGGCCUUUUCAGUAUUAGACAAUCAUUCUCCAAGAGCUAGUCCUCACUUUGAGAUUUCAUGCCGCACAGUUGAUGUCCAGUUGUUUGCCAUCAGGACACAAGGAAAGUCAUAGAUGAGGGUUAUUAAAGCCAGGAAAGCCUGCCUGUGGCCUGGUGCGCAUGAGCGGGCGGGGUCUUUAAGAGCUUGGGUGGCAUUCAGUCUCCUAUUGUCCAUGGAUUACCUUGAGCCUUCCUAUCUUGUUAUGAGUAACCAUUCAUCUAAAGAGCCGCCAUUCUUUCAAUAGAAGUAACAUUUGCCUACAUUAGUUUUCAUUUCUUUAUGUUUUAUUUAUUACAGGGCUGCUAUUUUCAUAAUGUACAUGAACAAUGUCACAGAACUUUUUCUUAAUUUUUUUAAAAAAAUAAAUGUAAGUAUCAGUAAAGGAAUUGAUAGACGGGAUUGCAUUUACUAGAUAAAACGUUUAGGCAAUAAUUGAACAAACGAAUCCUGGCAUAUUUCUAACACUAAUGGCAAUUUACCUUUGGUAUUUAUUUUCAGUAGUAAAGACCCAGAUUGAAUGUAAAUUUUGUAUAGUGUAAGUAUGAAGACCAUAGUGCAUCUGUACAGGUAGUCACCAGUUAUUGUGAUAUAAUAAAUAAUUGAUGGGCUAUUUUGAUGAAGAAAACUUUGCUCAUUUCUGUUUCUACUUUCUAUAGAGAAAUUGCCAUGAUUCCUCUGCUUUUCAACAUUUCGUAUGACUUUUUUUUUUUUGGGUGGGAAUAAAAAGCUGUGAAAUUGUUCAACCUACUUUGUAACCAAAGAAGCAAAGCUGUGUAAUGGAGUUUUUUUUUUUACAAUGCACAUUCUUUAUGUAUUUUUAUUUAGUGUUUUCUCAUUCACAAUUUUCUUUGCUGUCUAGCAUGAUCUGCAUGACCUGUAAUCUUUGAACCACUUUCGUACCUCAUGUUUUUAUCCAGCACUCUUAUUGUAAUAUGUAUUAGUCUGUGAACAAUGUCAAAUAAAAAGAACGAACAGCUGGUGUGGGUGGAGCUGAGCUAGUGUACUAUGCACUAGGAGAAAAUGAAGUGAGCCAUCUUUUGUUCAUUUAAAAUGGUGUUUUGAAUUUCGUAUGCAGAAAACGUUUUGUUACAUUGCAGAUUUUAAUGUAUUUAAUAAAUGCAACAUGCAGAUUAAGUGCAGUGUAUACUGAGUAUUUAAAUUAAAAAUGUACAUUUCAUAAAAUACAGUUUCAAGAGAAAGCAUCAUUUUGUGUAUACUAACACAUUAAGUGUAUGUCAGAAAUCGAUGUAUAAAUAUAUAUAUAUUUUAACACUUUUUCUGAAAUUAAACUGCAGUUUUGUUGAAAUAUUUGACUCUACAUGUGUUCAAAGUUUAAUUGGACUUAACAUUUCACAAAAUUCAAACUCCUCCCUAAUGAGGCAAUAAAAAUGGAUAUAUUAGUUUAAAACCUUUUUAUGUAUAAAAUGACUCGCAGAUUGUUUCAAGGACUAUGAAAAAUUUUUAAUCUGCCUUUUAAUAUUUACUUUGCUCACACUUGAAUGGAAAAUCCUUGUCCAACUUGACUUCAAAUGACUACUUGAAUUCAGGCCACCCAUAGGAAUAAGAACAAUGGCUAUAUAGCAAUGUUGUGUGUAAUUAAUUAAUUUAGGAAAAAUUUUAUCCAUUGUCCUGGGAUGAGAUCAAUGAGACCUUCAUUAGGGUCAUAGAUGUAGGCAUUGGAAAAGCAUCCAGCUCAACCACUCCCUCUUACAUUUGAGGAAAGUGAGGCAUGGAGAGGUUAAGACCUGCCUGAGGUCAUACCAGGAGUAUAAUCUUCCCUUGAAAGUAUUGCAUUUAUGACCAUUUCUUCCCAGAGGUUGGUAUAAAACUAAAGGUCAUUCUUAGCCUUGUCCUAGGCUUAGGAAGAUUUGAGUACUAAGCCAGAGGUAAAUAGUCUUGAUUCUUGUUAUAGACAAGGAGGGAGAUUGUUUUUGUACUAUAUGAAAGACAGUCAUGCUUUUUUUAUUUAAUAAUUGGCGCUUUAAAGUUAGGAGCAAUUGUCUAUCUAGCACAGUCUCUUGCAGUAAUAAUUCUCUAUUUGUGGAUUUGUUAAGAGGGUUCCUAAAUAAUGAGAGAAAGGAGUAUUCUUUUGGAAGGAUUAAAGGAACAAAAUUGGUGGGGCCUGGCAAAGACCUCCUUGUGAGGAUGUGAACAGAGGUUAUCAGUGGAACCUAGUGAAAAGGUACCAGAUAGAAUUAUUACUUGUUCUACAGCCCUGGCACAUCACUGAAAAAUUUAGUUUAUAAUACUGUGUUCUUUGAGGAAAAGAGAAGAAAGCCAGUAGAUCUCACAGCAGUUGUCAACUUGUGGUUUUGGAAAAUGACUUUCACGUAGUGUAUAUGUGCUAGCUUAAUUAAUCUCUACAUUGCAGCACCCUGUAAAUUUUCAUGAGAAAUUACUAAGGAUCUUAAAAGUAAAAGCUGCUCAAAGAGAAUUAACUAAUACAAACAGGACCCAAACGCAGUCUGCUUGUUUCAGAAUGAGGAAAAGUCUGACAUUUGAGGUUUCACAGAGAAUCCUUCUGGAAUAAAAGUAAGGCUAAACAGAGUCCUGACUGCUGCUAGGUGAAAGUCCCCAGCACACUGCAACCCUGUUCCAGCAUAGACUUGGGAGAAUCUCUGUAGUCUCUAGGAAAUUAGAAAAUUUAGUUGAGUUUGCACUGUUAAAAAAGUUAAAAAAUGAAUAAUCCAACAGCAUUUUUAUGCAUGAAACAACACAGAAUUUCAGGUAUUCUGAACACUUCAUUCCAACUUUCAACAUUCAAGAAAACAUUUACUGAAUCUCCAAUUUAUAUGGCACUGUACUAGGUGUUGAGGAGACAAAGUCAAAAAUUCCUACCAUGAAGGAGGUUGCUCUAAUCCUGAACUAGAAUGGAAAAUGCUUGCCUUCUGUGAUUUGAGAUGAUUUCUGCUUGACUGUACAAAGUGUGCAUAUGGUCCUGUGCUCACUUCUCCCUCUGGAAAUGCUAACACUGUUCUAAUGAAAGGGAUCGAUUGUCCAGCUGAUCUACUUGGGACUGCACAGAACAGAACAUCCAAUGAGAAUGUGUCUUUAAAAAUGUUGUUUGUAUAUUAAAGAAAUGUUUAAAGUGC
Molecule: messenger RNA, 5647 nt
Organism: Trichosurus vulpecula (common brushtail)
Lineage: Eukaryota; Metazoa; Chordata; Mammalia; Diprotodontia; Phalangeridae
Gene: TSC22D2
Product: TSC22 domain family member 2
Exons: 4
Coding region: 288-2414 (708 amino acids)
Biological process (GO): regulation of transcription by RNA polymerase II
Source: RefSeq, a predicted model, not a curated record